AUGCCUUCCCCUUCAGCAACUAAUACAAACGACAUUGUGAACACAGGAGCCGCUGUUCCCAUAACCCCUCAUUCUGAAGCCUCAGCCACAACACACGAACCAGGUCUCUCAAAAGAACAGGCAAAAGCUCGCUCCGGCGGCUUAAGAUUCACAUUGCGAACACCGUUUGAAGAUAAAUAUGCAGAGAGGGAAUAUCAGAAGGGGAGAUUAGUGUUGGCGUUUAGGAUUUUUGCAAAAUUGGGGUAUGAUGAGGGAGUUGCGGGACAUAUUACUUUGAGGGAUCCUGUUGAUCCAACUAGUUUUUGGGUUAAUCCAUUUGGAGUAGCAUGGCCACUUCUUCGAGCUUCGGAUUUAAUCCUCGUUAAUAAAGAUGGGGAAGUAGUAGAAGGUGGUCCAUGUCGAUUACUCAACACAGCUGCCUACAUGAUCCACCACGCAGUCCACACAGCCCGCCCAGAAAUAAACGCAGUAGCGCAUUCCCACUCUCUCUACGGACGAGCCUUCUGUGCCCUCGGUCGUCCCCUCGACACCAUUACACAAGAUUCCUGCGCCUUUCACAACGACCUAGCACUCUACUCCUCAUUCCGGGGCAUCGUUCUCGCCUCCGAAGAAGGCCACGCUAUAGCUUCCGCCCUGGGCUCCAAAAAAGCCGCACUCCUUCAAAAUCAUGGUUUACUUACCUGUGGAGAAUCAAUCGAGAGUGCCGUAUUUUGGUUCACCAGUUUGGAGAAAUGCUGUCAUGCGCAAUUAUUGGCUGAUGCGGCGGCGGGGGGAAGAGGUGGGGAAACUAUUAAGAUCGAGGAUGAGGAUGCGGCGUUUACUUUUAAGGCGAUUGGGACGGAGCGCGCGGGGUAUUUUAGUGCGAAACCUGCUUUUGAUAUGAUGGAGCAUGAGAGCGGGACGGAUUAUAAGUGGUGA
Molecule: messenger RNA, 918 nt
Organism: Sclerotinia sclerotiorum 1980 UF-70
Lineage: Eukaryota; Fungi; Ascomycota; Leotiomycetes; Helotiales; Sclerotiniaceae
Exons: 3
Coding region: 1-918 (305 amino acids)
Cellular component (GO): cytoskeleton
Molecular function (GO): actin filament binding
Source: RefSeq, a predicted model, not a curated record